This is a messenger RNA of Rhodamnia argentea, 891 nucleotides long. RefSeq lists its product as uncharacterized. Bases 111 to 572 code for a protein of 153 amino acids. The transcript is spliced from 2 exons. NCBI's taxonomy places the organism in Eukaryota, Viridiplantae, Streptophyta, Magnoliopsida, Myrtales, Myrtaceae. The record is from RefSeq and is a predicted model, not a curated record.
UGCUUAUCUUACAUACCCUUUUCCCUCGCGCCUACGGUUCAUCCUCAAGCUCGGGAAUCAUCUGCAAUACUUCGUCGACGCACCUCUUUAUACCCAUUUUUCUCGUUCAGAUGCUUUCGCUGCGAGUUGCGUCUCCUCAGCUCUUAGCCCGCGAACGGCCCGAAAUUUUCAAGAGAAGACCCCAUUUCGCGGUGGUACGUGCGGUUGAGAAAGAUUCGAAGCAAUUCGAGGUAGACCAAGACAAGGCGCGGGAAGCCCUUCAACAGCUCGACCAGCAGCUUCAGUCUCUGUCCCAGAAACGAACCCCUCCUCCAAAAGUGAAGGCUUCGGAUGUGAAGCUGACGAGCGACCAAAUGACAGGACAAGUCGGGAUGGAGAUUUCGGAGUCUUUCCUAUCGAAUGCAGCUGGUGGUCUCCUGCUCUUCACCUUCCUCUAUAACCUGUUGUUCUACGGCGUCAUCAAACCCUCCAUAGACGGACCAGACUCUCCCCCGAAAGGUUCCAUCACAACACAAGCUUCAGAAGCUGUGGAUUCUCCCCAGUCAUCGCCACCUCUGCUCGAAAUUCCUUAAUACAUUUGCAACAACGCGAUCCGGUGCCAACAGGAAAACGCAGUUAGUCGAGCUACUUUCGAGCUAUGGGCGAUAGAUCUUUUCUGCAGACGAAUAUUUUACUGUUCCAUUUCUAAGGUCUAUCUUCAACACCUGAAGAUAACCCAGCCCAAUUGCACAUCUGCACUGCAUCUCAACACUUGUACAGAAAACUUGGUUUUGUAUAUGUAGAAGCGAAAAAGCUUCACUGUGUUUCCGUACUUUAGGUAGAAGACUAUCAUAGGAAAACACUUGACUCUGUUCUUUUGAAGUUUACUGGUCGAUAGCCUCUGACCCUCUU